UUCAAAAACCAUGGAAACGUUUACCAUUGAUUUAAUGUCAAAAUCACCAACGCAACGAAACACUGCCAAGCAACAAUAACUCGAGUACAAUAAUAACUUAGAUAUUUUUGGGAGAGGGUUCUGAAAAAACAUUAAAAUGGCGUGCAACGAAAACGUUAUAAAGAACAUGGCCAAUGAAAUAACUAGGGACUGUCAGGCCAAUAAUGUGUCGGUUGACCCCGAGUUUGUGAUCUACUUGAUAGACUUGUUCCUACUAAACCCCAAGUAUGGGAAGCUAUUCGCGAAGACUAUCAACAGGAACAAUUUGGCGUAUUUUGUUGAUGAGUGCGUCGGUAUGCUGACGAGUGAUGGGACUGCAUUAAAUACUUUAAAAAUGCAGUUCAUUUUACAAACAAACUACGAUAAACUGGAAAUAUUGAUUGAGAAGCAUUUAGACCACAUCAACAAGUGCUUGGCUCCCCUAGUCGACGAGAUUUUGGACAUGGACCCUGACCCUAAUAAUGAGGCUGAGUACCACAAGCUGUUUCGAAAGAUGUCUAUAUAUUUCGUCCUGGCGAGUGGAUUGGGAAAUCCUAGCUAUAUUGUUACGUUGAAAGAAGGUAUGGCGGCUUUAGAGAGUGUCUUCGGUAUGGAAGACCUGAAGGCAUUUGUGGCAUUGCCUCGUAGUGACAAGAGUGUCCAGCUGGAAGUACUCUUGGGCUACACGUCUGGAGUUAGACUCUUCAACAGGGACUGCGGUAAGGGAGGUGAAGGAAUACCAGAUUUGCCUCUAAACUUGGUCGACGCGGGUAAGGCUUGCAUGUCGCUGCUAUCAAAUUCCCUAAUAACAGUGAUGCAGAGAGUGAACAAACUCACGACCGCCAUAGAAGACGCCAUCGCGAUACAGGAGGAAACUGGCAAUAUUAUAGUAGACCUAACUAUGGACGAUCACAGUGAACUAACUAAAGAGGAUUACAAAGAAGUGUUUGAAUUGCUUGCAUUCAACCGUCAGUACGAAGUAUUUAUUCGCAAGUUAUUGGCUGAUGUGGAGUAUAUGACGCACAAGGGGUCUACAUAUGUGGAAAGGACGAAGGCAGUGCUCCAAGAGUUGCAUGCUGCGGUCAAAUAUAAAGCGGCUGUGCCAGUGCAGAAUGUGUUUCCACUGUUCACAAAGUUGUGGGAGGUUUGGCGAGCAAUGCAGAACGUGAUGUACCUAGUAUCGACCGUGAACCGACUGAUGGGGAUCAUGGGAGACAUCCAAGAUAAGAUCAAGAUGCCCGUCAAAGUUGUCAGCAAAAUGCUCCAAGGGAAGACCGUUAAUACUGACCACUGUAGACUCAACAACCCGCCGAGCACAGGAGACAGGUUAUCACUGGCCUCGUUACACAACUACGUCAGCUACUCAAGCAGCUCAGAGCUCUCCGGGACCAAGCAAGCAGAGUUCUUAGGAUUUUGCGCGCUAUGUCUGGUUGUCGGUGCUCUGGUGCCAAGCAACGUAAAAAUAGGUCUCAUCAAGUCCAAGGGCGGCUACUACGGUUUCUGCAGUGUUAAAAUGGCUUCCCGGUUUAGUAAGGAUCCUGAGAGGUACAUAAACGAAGUCCUGCACUACGCCCGCAACAACCCGCACCUCAUUAACUUGCUGAACAUUGUAGAGAACGUGUUCAACGUGAAGGACAUCGUUGAUCUUGUUGUGCUUCGAGUACCGAAGAUAAAAGUAUUCGAGAAGGAUAUCCAGACGGAACUACAUCCAGUACCGACGUACAAAGACAAGCACUACAGUUGGGACCUUUGGGAGUGGAAGAGGAGAGCUUGCCAAUGGGCCACGAUAGUAAACUGUAAGACGCAUUCAACGCAAACGAAAUACAGCCACCUUCGUUCAGACAUACAAUGUCAGACGGUGGAGCCGAGAGACAAGAGUUUGCAGACCCACAAGGACACUGGGAUGAACACCGUCAACAGCCAGUACUUCAUAUGGGGUCUUAGGGGGCAGCGGGGCUAUGGGCAACAUGUCAUGGAAUUGAAGGUUCAACACUCUAUGGAGGCUCUUAAACCUAAAACAGUAACGACGUGCACUUGGCCGUGCCUAAAUCCGGCAGAGGACAGUGUGGUUGAGUCCGUAAGCGAGGAGAAAACUUUUUACUUCCCGGACGAGUACGAGGAAUCGGACUAAUUUAUUUAUUCAUAAUUAUACAUAUUUUUAUCUUUUUAUAAUGGCGAUUGGUUACAUUCGUUCACCUUUCAUAAGAUUUUUUUUAUCUAAAUAUAAUUAGAAUAGCUAGUUGGUCGUUGCGCAGGUUGCUCAUGAUUAUGAGCUCCAGUCGUAGCUUGAAACUAGUCGAGAACUCUCAAGUAAACUAUACGAAAUUUUGUUUGUUGGAGUUUUAUCAAAAGUUGCAUCGAGAUUAGCUCAUCAGUUUAAGAGCUACAAUACCAAACCAGAGACAAAA
Molecule: messenger RNA, 2426 nt
Organism: Spodoptera frugiperda (fall armyworm)
Lineage: Eukaryota; Metazoa; Arthropoda; Insecta; Lepidoptera; Noctuidae
Product: cilia- and flagella-associated protein 206-like
Exons: 12
Coding region: 137-2149 (670 amino acids)
Biological process (GO): regulation of cilium beat frequency
Cellular component (GO): axoneme; ciliary basal body
Source: RefSeq, a predicted model, not a curated record